CUUCCUUUUAUCCCUCAGAGGAUCAAAUCAUGGAGUCCUCUAAAAUAACUGCCCUUCUCUUCAUUUCCAUGCUCUUUAUUUCCUCAGCCACUCCCAUUCUUGGCUGUGGAUACUGUUCCAAUCCCCCACCAAAACACAAGAAACCCAAAAAUCCACCAAAUGUCAAACCACCAGGAACCCUGCCGCCGAUAGUCAAACCACCAGGAACCCUGCCACCAAUAGUCAAACCACCGGUAACACUGCCGCCGAUAGUGACCCCUCCAGUUACAUUGCCUCCAAAGGGAAAGGGAACACCCUGCCCACCACCACCACCUGCGGCUUUGCAAUCAGUAACAUGUCCCAUUGACACAUUAAAACUUGGUGCUUGUGUGGAUUUACUUGGUGGGCUGGUGCACAUUGGGCUUGGGGACCCUGCGGUUAAUCAGUGCUGCCCAGUGCUUCAAGGGCUUGUGGAACUUGAAGCUGCAGUUUGUUUAUGCACCACACUUAAGCUUAAACUUUUAAAUCUUAACAUUUUCGUCCCACUUGCACUUCAGCUUCUUGUCACGUGUGGAAAGACACCACCUCCUGGCUACACUUGCUCUCUCUAAGUAUGAUCAAGUCGAGUAUUCU
This is a messenger RNA of Olea europaea var. sylvestris, 612 nucleotides long. RefSeq names its product 36.4 kDa proline-rich protein-like. Lineage: Eukaryota; Viridiplantae; Streptophyta; Magnoliopsida; Lamiales; Oleaceae. Bases 30 to 590 code for a protein of 186 amino acids. The transcript has a single exon. The record is from RefSeq and is a predicted model, not a curated record.